Molecule: messenger RNA, 655 nt
Organism: Loxodonta africana (African savanna elephant)
Lineage: Eukaryota; Metazoa; Chordata; Mammalia; Proboscidea; Elephantidae
Product: homologous recombination OB-fold protein-like
Exons: 1
Coding region: 17-631 (204 amino acids)
Biological process (GO): recombinational repair
Source: RefSeq, a predicted model, not a curated record
AGGGCCUUGGCUAACCAUGAAAUCUUCUCUGGGCCUGUAUGAGAGAGACCCCACCUUCUUCCUCUGUACCUACAGCAUCAUCAUGGUGCUGCGGAAGGUUGCCCUGAAGCAGCUGCCCAGGAACAGGGUCCCCAACAUGGCAGUGACGAUCAAGUCCCUGACCCGGAGCAUGAUGGACACCAGCGUAGUUUUCAAGGACCCCACAGGGGAGAUGCAGGGAACAGUGCACAGGGUGCUUCUGGAGAUGUGCCAGAAUGAGUUGAAGCCAGGCUCGGUGCUGCUACUGAAGCAGAUUGGAGUGUUUUCUUCUUUACUCCGGAAUCACUAUCUCAACGUGACGCCCAACAACCUGGUUCAUAUUUACAGCCCAGAUUCUGGGGAUGGGAACUUCCUCAAGGCAUCUCAGCCCUUCCCCAAGGAUCUAGGAAGCUUCCAUGGUGGCCUCCAGCUUGAUGUGGAUGCGAAGUCUGAGGAAAACCUCAGAACAGCACAGCACCCAGAGGCAAGGAAGUCCCCUGAGGAGGAACUCUCAGAAGCAGAUGACCUGGAUGGGCUCCUGAGCGAGCUCUCUGAGGACUUCUUCUGCGGUACCAGUGGUUGGGACUGCCCCAAGCCAGGGCACCCACUGUGAGCAGGCAGCCUCUCAGGACCCAGG